Molecule: messenger RNA, 459 nt
Organism: Paramecium primaurelia
Lineage: Eukaryota; Ciliophora; Oligohymenophorea; Peniculida; Parameciidae
Source: the annotation of a GenBank genome assembly
AUGAACGAUUUAUUCAAAGAGAUUGAUGACACUAAUUCAGAUACUUCUAUUAUAGAUUUCAAUUUUGAAUCUGAUGAUGAAGAAAUUAUACAUAAAAAUGAUUAACCUAUUUAAGAAAUUUAAGAUUAAGUAGAAAUUGUUAAUCAAGAAGAAUAAAUCAUUUUAGAGAAAGGUUCAUCAAUUUAAGUUUAAUAAAAUUACUAAGAACAAAAUACCUUUGAAUUAUAAGGAGAAUAAAAUGUGAUUUCUUUACCAGUAUAACAUAAUCAUUUAAAGCCAAAACUAAUAAAAUACAAAUAACCUAGAGAAUGUAAUUUACAAUAAGGUUUUCAAAUUUUAAAGACAUUUGGAUAUUUUGCUCAUACUUCAUACAAAAAUGUAUAAUAGAAGAAAGAACAAGCAAUUUAAAAAAUUACAAAUUAUAUAAUUUCAGGGGUUGAAAAGAUAAAAAGAUUAUGA